Messenger RNA from Labrus mixtus (cuckoo wrasse), 9183 nucleotides. It is a transcript of the gene map2k7, whose product is annotated as mitogen-activated protein kinase kinase 7. The transcript has 12 exons. The record is from RefSeq and is a predicted model, not a curated record. NCBI's taxonomy places the organism in Eukaryota, Metazoa, Chordata, Actinopteri, Labriformes, Labridae. Gene Ontology annotation, biological process: protein phosphorylation. The coding region runs from base 28 to 1347 and encodes 439 amino acids. Gene Ontology annotation, molecular function: ATP binding; protein kinase activity.
ACAUGGUGCUCUGCUCAAUUUUUCAAGAUGUCGUCGCUGGAACAGAGGCUGUCGCGAAUCGAGGAGAAACUAAAGCAGGAGAAUGAAGAAGCUCGCCGGAGAAUCGACCUCAACAUCGACAUGAGCCCGCAGAGAUCCCGUCCGAGGCCGAUCAUCGUGAUCCAGCUCAGUCCUGCUCCAGCCCCUUCCCAGCGCGCAGCGCUCCAGCUGCCCCUGGCCAACGAUGGAGGCAGCCGCUCGUCGUCUUCAGAGAGCUCGCCUCAGCACCAUCCCUACCCCAGCCGCCCGCGACACAUGCUCACCCUGCCCACGCCGCCGUACGGCCUGCAGAAGAGCCUAGAGAAUGCAGAGAUCGACCAGAAACUGCAGGAGAUCAUGAAGCAGACGGGUUACCUGAAGAUCGACGGUCAGCGGUAUCCAGCAGAGGUGACCGACCUGAUCAGUGAGGGCGAGAUCGGCAGUGGAACGUGUGGACAGGUUUUCAAAGUGCGUUUCAAGAAGACCGGCCAUGUCAUCGCUGUCAAACAAAUGCGUCGUACAGGAAACAAGGACGAGAACAAGCGGAUCCUCAUGGACCUGGAUGUGGUGCUGAAGAGUCACGACUGCCCGUACAUCAUCCAGUGCUACGGGGCCAUAGUUACUAACACGGAUGUAUUUAUCGCCAUGGAGCUGAUGGGAACGUGUGCUGAGAAGCUGAAGAAAAGAAUCCAGGGCCCCAUCCCAGAGCGAAUCCUUGGAAAGAUGACAGUAGCAAUCGUGAAGGCGUUGUUGUACCUGAAAGAGAAACACGGUGUCAUCCAUCGGGACGUCAAGCCCUCCAACAUCCUCCUGGACGAUAAAGGUCAGAUCAAACUCUGCGACUUCGGCAUCAGCGGACGCCUGGUCGACUCCAAGGCCAAGACCCGCAGCGCCGGCUGUGCAGCCUACAUGGCGCCGGAGAGAAUAGACCCUCCAGACCCCACCAAACCUGACUACGACAUCAGAGCAGACGUGUGGAGCCUCGGCAUCUCUCUGGUGGAGCUGGCCACGGGACAGUUUCCCUACAAGAACUGCAAGACAGACUUUGAGGUUCUGACCAAAGUGCUGCAGGAAGACCCUCCUCUGCUGCCCCUUGGCAUGGGCUUCUCCCUCGACUUCCAGUCCUUUGUCAAAGACUGCCUCACAAAGGAUCACAGAAAACGGCCAAAAUACCACACGCUGCUGGAGCACAGUUUCAUCCGGCGUUACGAGGUGCUGGAGGUGGACGUGGCCGGUUGGUUCCAGACGGUGAUGGAUCGCACCGAGUCGCCUCGCAGCAGCCAGUGUUACAGCCAUCAGCACCAGCUCCACUCGCUCUUCAGUAGGUAGCCUAGCCCAGCCCGACGCUAGCUUAGCCAGACGCUAGACUAGCCUAGCUUACGGCUUUGCUGAAACCCCAGACUCCAGUCUGUCCUAGUCUAGCCCAGCGUUAGCAGCUAAGCCUAGCGUUAGCAUUAAAGAGCCCGUCUGUCCAUCUGUCCACCGGAGAACCCGAAGAGCCCACAGAGGAGGGGGAGGAGUCUGGACGGGCGGAUGGAGUGAUUGACGGAGAGACUGACUGAUGGAUGUUUUUUGUCUUUGUGUUGAAUCUGGACAGGCAGACAUGGGAUGGACGGGGUAGUCAAGGGUGCACUCUGUAGCUAGCUUCAUUCUUUAAACACAACUCACCUCGCUGUGUGUGUGCGUGUGUGUGUGUGCGCGUGUGCGUGCGUGCGUUUCUACAUUUCAUCCACAUCCGUUAGUCUUUCACCUACAUGUCCGUCUCCAGCAUUGAUCCACGCCGUUGGAUUAGUCGACAGAGUAGUCACUACACACUGGAACGAAGCGUCUGCUACGUUUAGUAAAAACAGGAAGCUCUUGUACAUAAAAGCCGUGGAGGAGGACACGACACUGUCCGGGUGCAAUUAUGACUCUUCAGGUGUUUCUACUAUCACACACUCUCAGGCUGUAUGUGUGUGUGAGUGUGAGUGUGUGUGUGGUACACAGUCGCUGGUUGUUAGAGUGAGAUAAUAAUAAUAAAUCGCUAACACACACACACAGAAUAUUAAAAGCUCCUGUGAGGAAGUUCUAAAAGAGACUGAAAUAAAUCAAAAUCAAAGGAGGCUAUGAUCGACAACAUAGAUGAACGCCUGUAACCGCUGCCACUUGUUUGGUGCGAGGCAAGACGAUUUACAGCACGCUGAAAAAAAACGCCUUUUAUGAAGUUUUCCCCAGUUAACAUCAACAAGGACUGAUUCACUGACUGCUAAAUGAAAGCUGCAGGAUUUUUAUUUACCAGAAAACACAACCUACACAUGUACAGGACAUGAUCAGCAAAAACACAAUAUGUACCCCUUUUGGCCACCGGGGGGCGCCAAACUGAAAGAUCCUCACAGGAGCUUGAAUCUGUUGAACAUGUAAUAAAACGUAACCCACAUUAACUUAUAUAUGAUAUUAUAAACACACAUUUCUGUAUUUAGCUGCAUAUUCAGAAAAAAAAACACAAUGAAAAAUAAUCCCAAAAAAAUUAGCAUCGUUGCAUCUAGCUCUGUAGAGUUAUCGUCCAUGUUUUUGUUUUUUUAUUCAGAGGGCCUAAGAUGAACUAAAAGAGCGAUUAGAGAGACGGAGGGCGACUCGUCCUAGAAGUGUGCGAUUGGAAAAGACGAGAAUGUAGAAGAAGAGCGAGGUGUGAUAACCGUUGAUAGUGUGAAAGGUCAGAGGUCAAGAGGAGAGCAGGUGGAGAUUUUAUUGAGAAGGAAAGGAGGAGAAGUUGAUCAUGUACAGAGAGUGUAAACGCUGGUAGAUCUUAUUCUGUGGAGCACGUCUUUACUCCCCCCCUCUGUCCGUCUACCUCUUCCUCUCCGUCCGUCUUCUUCUGCUGUUCUGUGUUUACGUAGCGCUCCACAGCGUUUCCAGACCAAAGGCUGCGUGUAGGUUGAUGUUGGAGGUGGAGGAGGCCGAGAGGUUUAGUGCUGCUUAGAAAUGAUGAAGCAUGUUGUGGUGUUUUUAGGAGCCGGAGCAGGGGUCUCAAAUUAAAAGUUCAGGGGUCUGAUCUGACUCACGUGUUAGAGGCGAGAAGAAUCUUACUGUUGUUUCAGAGCAAUCCUACAUCUACCCAGGUAGUUUCCAAAAUGUCUCAUACUUUCAUUAUUGAAUCUACUCGUGAACAUUUCCUCACCUAGUUGUGAUUGCAUUUAUAUUCUGUCCAAAGGCAAGAAGUAACCGAUCUUUAAAUCUUCUUUUUGUUUGCUGUAAAAUUUGAUGUAGACAUUUUUAAAGUUUCUAAAGUGAAAAAGAAACUCCCCAAAUCUUUGCUAACAAGCGCUCCGAUGAUUAACUCACUUCUUCGUAACGAUACCCACUGACCAUGAGUCAGCACAUUAUAUAUUCAGUCGAGUCAACCCGACAACAAAACGUCUCUUUAGAAACACAAAAACGUUUAGUCUCUCCUGAAACACUCCUGGAGCACAGGUCAUCUUCAGAGACCUCGAUCCGUCUCAUCUGCUGAUUUCAGACAGAAUCAAGUCUGACUUGUUUCCGCCCGCCGUGUGGAGCAGGCUUAAACACAAGAGAGAAGUGAGUUCAGGUAGCAGCAUCCCUCUGAGGAAGGGGGGCCCCUGGUAAGGUGACUUUGAGACCCCUGAAGUAGAAGAUUGUUAGGAUGAAAUAGUUUGAGGUUUGAACAUCCAGACACAGCGGAGCGUCUUUGUGUCUGCUGGGUAUGUAGAGAUGUGUUUAAUGAGCGCAGGUCUUCAGAGACUGACUGACUCCAGUCCUCCUGCCUCCCCACAGCCAAAGCCUGCCUGUAGUGCAGACUCCAGUCCCAUCACGCACCGAAACCAAAUCACUGCUAGACACAGAGAAGAAGUGAGGACUGCAGAGAGAGAGAGAGGAAACUGUUAAGUGUCAGAGGAAGAGAGAGAGAGAUUCAUGAAUGUUGUUGAGACGGAGGAAAGGAUGAGAGAGGAUGAAACGUUAAGAGAGACGAGGAGCGAGGGAGAGGAAGAGAGGGAGUGUUCAGAAAGUGUGAGCGGAAGUUAAAGAGAAGUUUAAAGAGAGCGGAGAAGUGGAAGUGAAAUGUGUCAGGAAGCAAACAGGAGGAGCUCUGAGAAUAGCUGGGUUCUGUAAAAAGCUUUCAUGGUGUCUCACCGAUCUACCAAUUAUGAUUUUAGGGAGUUAGCAUAUUAGCGUGUUAGCGUGUGGUGUUUAUGAUGUGUACUGUUUUGUUCAAACGAUGUUAUUUAUUUACAUUGCUACUGCUGCUACUUUUUUGAUCGCUUUAGACGCUGCUGUCUCUUCUUUUCCCCAAAGGACAAAUACUUUAUUCUUUUUUUUUUCUUUCUUUAAAAAACCAAAUAAGUCAAAUAAUGCAAAGUCAACACCAAAUACAGAAGAGCAAGUCUGACGAGGGCAGGGAGAGCAAGUGAGAGGUGGAGCCAUAGAUUAGAAGAAGAAGUACUAACACACAAAAUCUAUAGAAGUCACCUCAGCUCCACGUGUACGUCAUCGUUUCAGCGCUGCACGCCGUAGAGGAGAUUAGAGGGGAAGUCUGUCCGUCCAGAUUCUGUUGAUCACAUCCAUCUUUUACUCCGUCCACCCUCCAUCCGUCCACAGGUCGCCUGCAAGCUGGACAACCUCCACAGUUCACACCAAAGGCGUCUACGAGCCAAUGGAAACACGAGCGAGCGUUGUUGUUAUUGUUAUUGACAUUAUCUUUAUAGCUGGUGUGUAUUAGAGCAGCGUCCUGUGUGUGUGUGUGUGUGUGUGUGUGUGUGUGUGUGUGUGUGUGUGUCAUACUAUGCAGAGGGACACACUACAAAAACCAGCCGGCCCCUCGUCCCGCUCGCCAUGAGCCUGUAGCAGGAAGUGACUCAGUCGUGCUCUCUGGUUUCUGCCCAACAUUUAUAAACCGCUGAGCAUCAGAGAUCCUCGAUGACCGGCCUCACGCCUCGUUCUCCUCUCACUCCGUUAACUCAUAUAUUAAUCCAGCUUUCAGUGUUGUCGUGUGUGAACUCAUCAAUCACAACUUAAACGAUCAUUUAGCCAAGAAACUUUCAAAGUAAAGGUCUCGCUGAUUCAUUCCCCUAAAAUAGUAAACACAGCUCCUAUCAGAUUAAAGAACUGCUCUAGAUUGUCAUAAAUCAACGUCUCUAUAUGUGUAUAUUCUCUACAGGUAACCUUCAUUCUGCUUAAAGAGGAACUAAUUUAGUGAUUACCUGAUCAGCCAUCGAACAAACACGGAGCUGCUUGAACUUUACGUCUAAAAAAAUACUGUAUCUUUUUUUUUUAAUUCUCUGCCGACCUUCUGUACAUGAGAAUUUAUUUUGAAGCUAGUAGAAAUGUUGUGUUGAGUCAAACACAAACCUUUAAAGAGUAGAACCAGAGGAAAUCAACUUCUUACAGACGUGUGUAUAUAUACAUUUAUAUAUUCCUGAUAGAGUAAACUGAAAUUUAAUGUGUAAAAACAGUUCGCUCUUCUUUUUUUAAAGCAGUUAAAAUCAUGGAUUCAGUCAGCUAGUGUGUAUUUAUGUGCAGCUUUCAUAAUCAAGAGUCAACAUUAGUAUUCAUCACACGCUCAUACAGAGGAGCAGUGAACUGUAACGACUGUUACUGUCAUAAAAAUACUCAAACUCUAAAAUACAGAUAGAGAAUAUAAUCCUUAUAGUGUAGUACGAGUCUGUAAGGAGAUUUUAUAUCCAUGUCCACAAGGGGGCGCCAAAGUCGAUACAGACUGAAAGUUCCUCACAGGAGAGUUUAUAUUAAAGUAGUAACUUACUCUAAAUGAUGACAUCAUACGUACGGGAUAACGUGUUAUAAAAAAUAUUUGUGUCUGUUUUUUGUAAAUAUUUCUGAACGAUGGCGUCGUAUUUCCGGUGAUCGGGGGUCGUACACCCUGCGGUUCAGUGCGCCCUGCAGUGUACGGUAAUGAAUAGAAGACCAGACUGGAGAAGCUCAUGUCACUUCAUGGUACAGGCUCCGCCCCCCUCCCUAGAGCAGAUGUAUGUGAGCGUGCGUUGGCACACAGCUCCGUUAGCUCAGAUACCACCUUCACCUGAUUCAUCCUCCAGAAUCUGUCAGGUGUGCUGCACUACAACCGCAGCCUGAGGUGCUCUCAUUGGUGUGGUUAAACACACGCACGCACGCACGCACGCCACACUCUCACCACAACGUCCUGUGUUCAAACUCUCUGUGUGGAUCUGUUCACCUGCUGUCCAGGUUCUCUGUUAAUAAGCUCGUGUGUAGUGUACACACACACACACACACACACACCUGCUCGGCCGUUCUGAUUAUUCCAUCCAAAAAAAACCAACCUGAUUUCAGAGACUCUGGCACGCUACACCUCUGAACGCCAUCAGGUCUGACCAGGUGUGCACCUGCUACACACACACACACACACACACACACACACACGCACCCCUGAUGUAUAAACCCAUUCUGCACAGUCAGGUUGUCUACAUUGUGGAUACUUUGAUACUUUUGGACGCCACGUCUUUUAAAAACGUCUCAUAUUUUCAGAUUUGACGUCAUCGCCAAGUUCUUAAACUUUUUUGAAAACGCGUCGUGUUCUGAACGGCGAGCUUCAGCAAGAGGAACACAGAGCGGCGUCUAAAUCGCACGAAUGCUUCUCAUGUAUUUGUGCGAUUUACACGGUGUUCAGGAGUUCGCUUGCAGGUUUCAAGGAUGAAAAACAAGAAAUUUAACUAAUCAUUGGGUGCUGUUGCCGUGGUAACAUCGGGUGCCCAGAAGCGUAUCAAAGUUUAAAAAUCCAACAUGGUGACAGCCGUGCUGCACAGCCAUGCUUGCUCCGCCGUUAGUGGCUUUAUGUGUAUAUUAGCUCGUCAGGUGUAUAAAAAAAACGGCGUGCAGCGUGUACCUGCGCUGUGCCUCGACACCGAGCGGGGGAGUGUGCGCGUGUGCGUGUGCGUGUGUGUGUGUGUGCGUACGAUGUAAACCCAUCUGUAAGUAAACCAAAUAUCAUUUUCACUAUGCAGUCAUUCAAAGCACGUCAGCUUGCUUGGGGUGGGAAAACGCCUCGUGUACAUACACAGAUUUAUCGUUGGCGAUUUAUCGUUCCCUCCUCCCGGCGGCGAGACUCUGACGUCACCUCGCCGCCUUCUGCUACUUCACAGAGAGAGAGAGGGAGAGAGAGGGAAGACGGAGCAAGAGAUGUGUUUUGAAUGAGCUGACAAAUAUUUAAGGAUUGUAUUUGGGUCGGGGAGGGGGGAGGGGGGGUGAGGGUUAGACUGGGAUUUGUAGUUUUUGGGGGAGAUACAGAUCAAUGCUGUAAAGUAUAUCAGCUGCAUGUUAUCGUCACGGUUACCCGCCAUUGUUUUUGUAGUUUUUUUUUUUUUUUUUUGUUUAUUCUUCUAUGACGUCGGUUGGUUGGUUCGGGCGGGGAUGGAUGCACAAAACUUUAUCCUUAUUUAUGAUUUCUACACUUGUAGUCGUACGUUUGUGUUCUUAGGAGAAGACUCGAUUCUUUUUCUGCCUUCAUUAUUAUUAUUUUUAUUUUGUUGUUUUUCACUUUGUACCGCGAGCUAAACGAGGAGGAGUGCGAGGCGGAGCUGUGUCUUUAUAAGCGGACAGUGUUUGUUAGAGAGAAGAAGAAAAGUCCUGUUUCCCCCUCGUGUGUGUUUUUCAGUCAGCUGAGCGGCGUGCGAGCGGCGUGCGUGAUGUUUAUUUUGUGUACCAAAAGUCUUUAUUGAUGGUGAUUAUUAUUACUAGCUUUUAUUUUGUUGUUUUUAUUACUAUGAUUAUUAUUAUUAUUAUUCUUCAGGGCAAAGUUGACACCAAAUUGAACAAAGAAAAUAAACGUGUGGCGUUCGGAGAGCGCGCCGAGAGCUGGACGCAGGUUUAGUCUCGACCUGGCGAGGAGGAGCGCUCGCCAUCCUCUCUCCAGCCGGUUUGCGUCGCCACGUUAAGAUCACCUCCGAGCUGAACUUGUAAAAGUAUUUUUUUAUGAUUUUUAUCUUUAUUUUAAUGUUUUCCUUUCGAUCGAUCUCUCAUUGGGUCGCAGAUUGUGUGCUGUUAUUUAACUCCUCCCCCCCGCCUCAUAAACCCCGCCCACUUUUUAUUUGAUUUCAUGAUUACUAUCGCUCUGGUUUGUCUGAUGCUGUAGUCGAGAGCUGAUUGGUCGGACGGCAGAGUGAUGUUUAUGUUCUGAGGCUGUCGUGACGGAUGUUGCACUUGUGUUGGGUUUUUGUGUGUUUUUCUUUUUGUGUCGCCGGUUGUCGUGCGGCGAGGAGAAUAUCGAGUGUUUUCCUUUAUUUUCUUUAGUCACAGCAGAUAUUUAAUCAAUCGUAGAUCUGUGACGCAGAGCAAGGAAAUGAUUCUACAGUGUAUUUUUCUCACUGGUAUUUAUUUAUUGGUCAUUUGUACGUUUUUUUGUUUUUUUGUUUUAUUUUGAAGUGUAUUUUAUUUUGAAAGAGGGCAAACAGGACGUAGGAGGAGGAGUCGUUUCUCAUCAGCAUUUGAUCAGUGUAACACAAAGUGUCAUAUUAAUGUAACCGGUUCAAAAUAGAACAUUUACGUCACAGGACGGCGAGCUGUUUCACGCUUCACUGUGACGUCAUGAUCGUGGUCAUUGUUUACCCUUUGAGACGACGAGCCCCACAAACAAACAGCAUGAUGUUUUCUGAGCUCGCCUGCUGUGUCUAUAACUCACAGCCAAACUCUGAACGCCGGCUUCAGCGCUGACGACAUCCGUUUUUUCUAUUUUGAAGUAUUCUCGCAGACUGAUUGGCUCGUUAGGAAUCUGAACUCCCAGUAAUGGAGGCGGCGCCGCCCGCCUUGAGGUUUCAUUUGAGGAUUUUAGUUUUGAUUAUUUUAUUUUUUGUCACUUCUGAGUCUGCACGACUUCGCUCGUGUCGGUUCAGGGCAGCGGUGGUCGCUCUGAUUUCAGUUGGUUCAAACGCUUCUCGUAUGUACGUCACCAUGGAUACAACGUCUCGACGGUUGUAUCAGUCGACUCAGCUUUACUGCCUGUUUCUUUGAUUUUACAUUUUGUUUGUUUGUUUGUUUUUUUUGGCUGUAUUUUGUCCCCCUGCGCCCCCCCCCCCCCAUGAGUCAUUUCAAACAGAAUAAAUGCCAUUAUAUUGUGAAUACCUCAGGAUUUUUUUGGAGAAAAAAAAACAACAAAACACCUAAAAAUCAAAUAAAUAAAUAAAUAAAAACUCAUAAAAAGUU